Molecule: messenger RNA, 1284 nt
Organism: Syngnathus typhle (broad-nosed pipefish)
Lineage: Eukaryota; Metazoa; Chordata; Actinopteri; Syngnathiformes; Syngnathidae
Product: rho guanine nucleotide exchange factor 7
Exons: 11
Coding region: 36-1217 (393 amino acids)
Source: RefSeq, a predicted model, not a curated record
GCGAAUCUGACAGAAAGGAGGUGAAAACUUUGUCCAUGAUGGGAUGCUGCAGUGUGACUCAGAGGCACACUGGCGUGGACGAGGUGGGUCCUGAUGAGAUUGAGCUCCUGGAACUCUCUGGAGACCAUCUAGGGGUGUGGAGUUUGGGAGAGACCAGACUUCAGCUGUCAGUGAGGAGCAGCAAAGACGACAAGCAGCCGCCAUCACGUUAUACUUCCGCGCCACAACUGGAGCGACGUCCCACUCAUAAUGGGGUGCUGUGGGGUAAGAGCAGAGGGGAGCUCCACCAGAGGAUCUACUCCCAGCAGCCAAUCAGAGGCUGGGAGGGUCGACCUGCUCACAUGUAUGGAGAGAUCGUUCACUCAUCCUUCAUGGCUCUACACAGCAAAUAUCCUCAGGAGAACCGGGAACAUUUCCUGGUUUUAUUUUCUUUCCACCUGCUGCUCCUCUCCCUGGAUCACACACACCAAGACUUCACUUAUGAGGGCAUGCUUCCACUUUCCGGUCUUUCCUUUCAGGUCAUCUCCAUGGAGAGUGACAGUUCACAGUCACCACCCAUGUUUGAGAUUAGUAGUUCAAUGAUGGACCCGAAGAUCUUCAUUUGCCCCAAUGCUGCAGAGUUGCAGACAUGGAUGAAACACAUAGAAGACAGGAGAUACAAGUCUAUAACUCAACCAACAAGCCCUUCGCAUUGUGCUCUCUCAUAUCUUCUACCUUGUGAUGAACACUGGAAAAGAGAGGAGUUGAAGAAAUACUUGCUGCAUGCUCCUAUAUGGGAAUGGGAGGGUUUGCCUAUACAGCACAUGGGCCCACCGGAAUAUAUCUCAGUGGUCCAUAUUAUCAACACACACAGACAGGGUCUCCAAGAAAGACUCAUGAUCCUCUUCCCUCAAGACAUCCUGCUGCUGUCAGUGGAUAACAAGCAACUCAAUAUCACCUACCAGGGAAGGCUUCCCCGUCGAGUUGUCAAAGCGACAGAGCGAUCAUCUCUGCCCGGCCGAUUUGAGUUUGAGCUGAGAGGAGAGCUGGUGGAGCCUCUGCAGGUCUCGUGUACCUGCCUGGAAGAUUAUCAGAAAUGGAUCUUUCACUUAAUGCAGCCAGAGAGAAACGUCCACACAGCUGUGAGUCGCACAGCACCAUCAAUCAUGCCGAAGCUGCACAGGGGCCGCAAGGAGGCCAUCACGACUGACCAAUCUCGUAUCAAUGGACACAGCUGAAUGCAGAAGAGUUUGACUGUGUCACUUUGACUGUGUCUAGAAUCAAAUGAAACGCCUAUGUACUGCA